Messenger RNA from Aspergillus fischeri NRRL 181, 2343 nucleotides. RefSeq names its product transcription factor domain-containing protein. The transcript has 6 exons. Bases 1 to 2343 code for a protein of 780 amino acids. Lineage: Eukaryota; Fungi; Ascomycota; Eurotiomycetes; Eurotiales; Aspergillaceae. The record is from RefSeq and is a predicted model, not a curated record. Gene Ontology annotation, molecular function: RNA polymerase II cis-regulatory region sequence-specific DNA binding; DNA-binding transcription factor activity, RNA polymerase II-specific; zinc ion binding. Gene Ontology annotation, cellular component: nucleus. Gene Ontology annotation, biological process: positive regulation of transcription from RNA polymerase II promoter by galactose; DNA-templated transcription.
AUGAAGACACCGCGGCAGCAUGAAAGGAAUCUCUCCGCACUCUUCGCUGCCUUAUCCUGCGCAGAACAACGCGAUCAGGCCAUACUGACCGCAUCUGACAUGGCUUCCGAGUCAUCCCAUGUCGAUAUUGCUACCCCUCAGGCGGGAAAAGCAGACCAAAAUGCCAGCCCGGCUGAGGACAGCGCAAAGAGGAAAGCGGAACAGAGCAACGGAACUCACACGCGCACAAAGCGGAAUCGCUACAUCUCAAUUGCCUGCAAUGAAUGUAAGCGACGCAAGAUCAAGUGCAACGGUCAAGUGCCAUGCCAGCGCUGUGGCCAUUUGAAACUCGAGUGCCGAUACGCCCCCAAUUGCUGUAACAAUAACUUCAAGGAUUCCGAGGAGUUCCGUUCGAUGAAAGACCAGAUCACAACUCUGCAGGAACAGGUAAACAGUCUCUUCACUAGUCUGAACGAUCUUCGGAAUCAAAGAUCAUCUUUGGACUCGCCGAAUCUGGAGGACCUCUCUCGGGAUGGCUCACAGUCGGUCUUUACGCCGAUGCACGCAGCUACCGUCAGACCUCGCGUAAGACAUCUGCGGUUUCACGGUCCCACUAGCUCCGCCUUCAAUUUCGAUGUCGCCAGAUCCAGUCUUCAGAACAUGGGCAUUGCACCCGCCGAAGAAGUCAUGAAUGACGACCUGACAACGGCCCAAGCCACGCCGGCCGCAUCGCCGCCUGCUCAGCAGGCUGUAUUCACACAGCCCAUACAUCCAACCAAAGAUCCAAUAUGGGCAAUCAAACGGGAGGAAGCUCUACGACUCUGUCAUGUCUAUGAGGAAGAAGUCGGUAUUAUGUAUCCGCUUGUGGAUAUUGAGAAGGUCACCAAUCAAGUCAACCUCCUCUAUACAUUCAUGGAGGCUGCAAUGCGAACUGGCUUCGCGCAGCGAGCAUUCCCGGGCUCAGACUCUCUCCACGAUGAUAAUACAAUUAUCCUCAAGAUGAUUCUCGCCAUAACGUUGAUUGUGGAGGGGAGCGGGCGAAGUGAUCUGGGCCAACGUCUUUUCUUGAGUGUCAAGCCAGUCAUUGAGGCUAAGCUUUGGGGACCGAUCGACAUCAAGACCAUCCAGCUCUUUGGCAUGGUGGCAACUUACCAUUUCCACACGGAUGACGAUGCGAUGGCCUACCGAGUGAUAGGAUUCGCUGCACGUAUGUGCCUUGAACUGGGUCUGCACCGACGGGAGGCGUUGAUGAAAUCCUUUCCGAACGAGGAUCAAUGGGCUGACGUCACCAAGAUCUUCUGGACAAUCUACAGUUUGGAUAGACGCUGGAGUCUUGGUACCGGGCUGCCCUUUGUCAUUCAAGAUGAGGAUGUCGACCCUAACCUCCCUGAGCCUGACGGAUCGCUGCCUUACUUGAGGUGUAUGAUCUCAUAUAAUCGUAUAAGCUCAAAGAUAUGGUAUUCCGGACUUGGCUCUGAGGGCACGACAGACAUACGCAGGGAUGAGAUCGGGUAUCUGGACUACCAGGUUCUCCAGUGGUACAAGCAGGUUCCCGAUGCAUUGAAGUUUUAUCCUGGCGACUCUCCAAAGCAUGGCGAGACGGCAAGCCGGGGUUUGCGGCGACUACGGGUGCUGCUGUACUUGCGCAUGAAUCAGCUUCGGAUUCUCAUCUAUCGGCCCGUACUACAUUCUUCUGCGAGUAUCGCCGAAGACAAAGGUCAUGCUCAAACUGUGGUGGAUGUCGCCAAAGAUACAGUGCGAGUGCUCACUCAGCUUAAUCAUACGUCUGACAUAUACCGCACUCAACAAAUUACCUUCAACUACUUCCUUGUCGCCGCUCUCGCGGUGCUCUUUCUGGCUGUAUGUCAUGCGCCAAACGAAUUCAACCGCCAGGUGCGAGAUGAGUUCUACAUGGCACUCGAUCUGAUCAACGGUUUCAGUACAAAAUCUUACGUAUCAAAGCGGCUCUGGAAGACGAUCAAGGGGUUGAGAAUGAUUGGGGAACGGCUGGGAGUGCUGGCGCGCCCGUUCGGCUCGGACUCGAACGACCCCCAUUCAACGGCUGCUGUCGCCAUGGCGGGCCUGGCGGGCCAUUCAAUCGAGAAUCUGUCUGUCUAUGGACCGAUGAACGGGGUCAAUGAACUGGGAAACAGUCCUUUGAACGGACUGCAGAUGAGUCAAGAGCUCACCAACCUGUUCGAGGCUGUUGGAGGAUUUAGCAGCUUCAUUGCAUCUGGUACAGCACCCGAAGGUAUACCCGGGUUUGUAAGUCAUGAUGGAGAGCUUCAAAACACGGGCGAGGGACUUUCAGGCAUUUUUGGCGAUGAUGGCGAGCUGUCCCGGAUCAUCAGAGAGCUCUUUUGA